AUGCUGCCACUCAGCCCCAUUAUAAUCGCCACGCCUCAAUCGUCCUGUCUAUCACUUUCCCUGCUCCUCGACUCCAUGGCUCCCCGCCCUCGCUACACCGGCACGCAACGCAAGCUCAUCCUUGGAAUCGACCUCGGCACGACUUAUUCUGGCAUUUCAUACUGCCUUCUUGAGCCGAAUCAUGUUCCCAAGAUCCUCCCUGUGACGAGAUUCCCUCCGCAGGGCCGCGCUGCUGGGGACUCCAAAGUGCCCUCAGUCGUUUGGUACGACCGAGAAGGAAAGCCAAGAGCGCUUGGUGCGCAAACUCUUGACGAGAACGUCCGGCGGCUGGCGCAGCAAGAAGGAUGGGAGAAAGCCGUUUGGUUCAAGCUUGCUAUGCGUCCCGAAUCGAUCACUGUCUCGCGCCCGGGCGGCGACGUUCCCCCGCUUCCCACAGACAAGACUCCGCUGGUCGUCUUCGCGGACUUCCUCCGGUACCUCCAUGGAUGUGCGCGCGCCUUUAUCAGCCAGACAUAUCCAAACGGCGAGACUCUUUGGGCCAGCCUCGAGGGCGAGACUGACUUUGUCCUGACGCACCCGAAUGGCUGGGUUGGCGACCAGCAGGAGCGGAUGCGUCGGGCCGCCGUUAUGGCCGAGCUUAUUCCUGAUACUCUGGCCGGGCGGCAGCGUGUCCAUUUCGUGACCGAGGGCGAGGCGAGCUUGAACUUCUGCAUACUGAAUGGUUUGGCGCGCGAACCGCUGAAUGCUGGGGAAGGUGUUAUCAUUGUCGAUGCUGGGGGAGGAACUGUGGACAUCAGCGCUUACCGUGCGGUAGUUCCAGGACGAUUGGACUCCUUCGAAGAGAUUUCUCCGUCUGAAUGUUUGAUGGAUGGAUCAGUCUUCGUAAAACGAGACGCAGAAAAGUACCUCUUCACGAUCUUGGGCAACUCUGUCUUCCGCACAGACAUACCACUUAUCGCUGAAGCCUUUGAUGAAGGCGCAAAGCUCACGUUCCGAGAUCCAAGCGAAUUCUCCUAUGUCAAGUUUGGUGGCUUGCGCGACCAUGAUCCCGAUGUGAACAUCGAAAACGGCAGCCUGCGAUUGCCGGGAGAUGUCGUCGCCACCUUCUUCCAGCCCUCGAUCGACGAGAUCUUCGAGGCCGUCAAAAGACAGUGCUCUAAUUCUAGCAAGCCAAUCAAGAGCGUUUUUAUGACUGGCGGCUUUUCUGCGAACGAAUAUCUAUACUCAGAGCUACGGGCACGGCUAGCAGAAAUCGACCUCCAUGUUUCACGUCCCGAUUCCCAUGUCAACAAGGCGGUAUCUGACGGAGCCGUCUCGUUCUUCCUCGACCACUUCGUGUCUGCAAGAAUUGCCAAAGAGACAUACGGUGUCGAGUACAACAGCCGCUACGACCUCGACAACGAGGAGCACAAGUCGCGGGAAUCGACGGUGUUCUGGUCAAUUGCAGGCGAUCUGCGCAUUGGGAAGCAAUUCGCCGCCAUUGUCCGCAAGGUCAGUCGGCUCAAUACCUUGCUCUUCAAGUACUGCUCUGACUUUCCUGUCAUGUAUCAGAAUACUCGAGUGGAAGCCGAGACUGAGUUCCGCGACUCGUUUGUCCGCUGGAGCAAGUCCAAGAGCGACGUCGAGGAGAUGGACGUGCGCAUUCUGCGCUACCAUGGCAGCAACGACGACCCACACUGGAUGGACACCGACCCCACCCAUUACAGCAGCAUGUGCAUUGUGCGCGCCGACACCUCCGUGCUGGUGAACUCUUUGGUCGCAAAGCCCGCGCUCAGCGGGGCGUACUAUGAGCUGGGUUUUGACGUGGUGUUGUCUCUCGGCCUGACGGAGCUCAAGGCGCAGAUUGCGUGGAAAGAAGAGGGUAUUGAACAAAGAGGGCCAGCUGAAAUUUUGUACGAGCCAGCGGCGAUUUCCGCCGCAAGCAAGUAG
Messenger RNA from Mycena indigotica, 1929 nucleotides. RefSeq lists its product as uncharacterized. The transcript has 13 exons. The coding region runs from base 1 to 1929 and encodes 642 amino acids. Lineage: Eukaryota; Fungi; Basidiomycota; Agaricomycetes; Agaricales; Mycenaceae. The record is from RefSeq and is a predicted model, not a curated record.